AUGGCGGCAACAUCCGGGGCUUCUGGGGCGGCGAUCGUGGCGACGGCGGGCGCGGGAUCCGGCGCGGCCCCGGCUCUCUACGCCUGCACCAAGUGCAACCAGCGCUACCCUUUCGAGGAGCUCUCCCAGGGACAGCAGCUCUGCAAGGAAUGUCGGAUUGCGCACCCCAUUGUAAAAUGUACUUACUGCCGAUCAGAGUUUCAGCAAGAGAGCAAAACUAAUACAAUAUGCAAGAAGUGCGCCCAAAAUGUGAAACAAUUUGGAACGCCAAAACCGUGUCAGUACUGCAACAUCAUUGCUGCUUUUAUUGGUACAAAAUGUCAGCGCUGUACAAACUCUGAAAAAAAAUAUGGACCACCUCAGACCUGUGAACAGUGUAAGCAGCAAUGUGCUUUUGACCGCAAAGAAGAAGGAAGAAGAAAGGUUGAUGGGAAGCUGUUGUGUUGGCUUUGUACUCUGUCCUACAAGAGAGUACUGCAGAAGACCAAGGAACAGAGGAAGAGCUUAGGGUCUUCACAUUCUAAUUCUUCUACAUCUAUUACUGAAAAAGACCAGCAUCAUUUGAAACACCACCAUCACCACCGUCACUCCCACCACCAUCACCACCAUCAUCACAGCAGCGGCCAUCACAAAAUCAGCAGUCUGAGCCCAGAAGAAGAUCCGGGGUUAUGGAAGCAGAGCCAUAAAUCCUCUUCAGCUAUUCAGAAUGAAACUCCAAAGAAAAAGCCCAAAAUGGAAUCCAAGCCAUCCAAUGGAGAUAGUAGCUCUAUAAAUCAGUCAGCAGACAGCGGAGGUACCGACAACUUUGUCCUAAUAAGUCAGUUGAAAGAAGAAGUGAUGUCACUGAAACGUCUCUUGCAACAAAGAGAUCAGACUAUACUGGAGAAGGAUAAAAAGCUGACUGAGCUGAAGGCGGACUUUCAAUACCAAGAGUCGAAUUUAAGAACCAAGAUGAACAGUAUGGAAAGAGCUCAUAAGGACACUGUAGAACAAUUACAGGCAAAGAACAGAGAGCUUCUCAAGCAGGUGGCAGCAUUGUCAAAGGGCAAGAAGUUUGACAAAAGCGGGAAUAUGCUGACGUCACCAUAA
Molecule: messenger RNA, 1089 nt
Organism: Protobothrops mucrosquamatus (brown spotted pit viper)
Lineage: Eukaryota; Metazoa; Chordata; Lepidosauria; Squamata; Viperidae
Gene: FAM76B
Product: family with sequence similarity 76 member B
Exons: 10
Coding region: 1-1089 (362 amino acids)
Source: RefSeq, a predicted model, not a curated record